UCUGCUGCAGCCAUUUCCCACAGGAGCUGCAGGAAUGCAGGCAGGCACCUGAGGCUCAGAGGGUAACCAUGGCAAGGUGCUCUUGGAUGAUAUUCUUCCUUCUCUCUGCCCUUUUCCCUCAGACAGAGCAGGCAGUAUUUAUAUCAGCUCAUGAUGCAAACAGUGUUAUCAAGAGACAGAGACGUGCCAGUUCCAUCCUUCUGGAGGAGGUCCUUCAAGGCAGCUUGGAAAGAGAAUGCCUAGAAGAGAGAUGUACACAUGAAGAAGCAAGAGAAGUAUUUGAAAAUGAUGAAAUGCUUAAAAUGUUUUGGGAUAUCUACUAUGGUGGCAGGAGGUGCUCCUCAAGCCCCUGCCAGCACAAUGGGGUGUGUGAGGACAGCAUCCGUGGCUACACCUGCACCUGUGCUGAGGGCUACGAGGGCGAGAACUGUGCUUUUGCUAAAAAUGAAUGUCACCACCAAGCAAAGGUAGGAUGUGACCACUUCUGCUAUCCAGGAAGGGAUUCCUACCGCUGUUCCUGUGCUGAUGGCUACGAGCUGGGGAAGGAUAAAAAACAGUGCAUUGCAUUAGAUGCAUGUGCAUGUGGCAGACUUCAAGACAGUGAUAACCUUAUAAGUGAAACCAGGAAGAAAAGUGAUGAGCGAUUUCCUUGGCAGGUACUGCUGCUAAACCCAGAAGGGAAAGGCUUCUGUGGAGGAGUGUUGCUAAAAAGUAACUUCGUGUUGACCACAGCAGAGUGUGCCCUUCUGCACAGCCAUUUUCAAGUCAGGGUUGGUUCUGGCCCUAAUGGAACAAGUGGAACUGGGAAGAUAAUUCAGAUCAGGGAGAAACACAUCCACAUCCGCUAUGAUGAAGACACUGGUGAGAACAACAUUGCAUUGCUACAACUUCAAGAGCACGUUGAGUGUGACAGCUCCCACCUUCCUGUGUGCACCCCUGAGAGAGACUUUGCAGAACACGUUUUAAUUCCAAAAUUGGCUGCUACAGUCAGUGGCUGGAGAGUGGAGGGUGAUGAACUUGAAGGCGAAGAGCUGCAGGUUUCAUACCUGCCUGCUGAGGACUGCAAGCAAAUCCUCAACGUCAGCCUCACAAACAGGCAGUUCUGUGGGCACCUCCAGGAGGCUGUGCACAAACACCUGGCUGGAGGGAGCUUUUUGGUCACUGAGUACAAGGGCACGUGGUUUCUCACUGGUAUCCUGGGAUCCUGGCCGCUGGAAGACACUGACUGGGAAACGCUGCUUUUCACCAACACUGCAAGGUACAUGGUAUGGGUUAAACAAAAAAUAAAGUAAAACACAAACACAACCAACUCCCAAGCUCCAAGCCCCUACCAAUCAUUGCAAGGAAACAUGUGGAUGCAGCCAGUACUCCCAUUUGACUCUACUACUAUUUACAGCAAUGGAAGCUGCAACAAUGACAUGUAUUUAACUCCAGUUUAUACAGAAAAGCCUGUUUGUCUUUCCUUCUGAUGCCACACAGUACUCUGAGUCAUGAUACAGUAAACCUAGUUAUUGAACUAAAAACUGAUGUAAAAUUUCCCAGAACUGUUCAUCCUAAACCUCAAAACAUGUUGAGUAUUUUUUCUGGGAUUUCAAAUGUUGCUAGUACCCUGAGGUUUGAUUCAGCAAAUUCAUAUUCUUUUUUCAGGAUCCAUACAAGUAAAACGUAAAAGACAUAGGGAAUGUCAAGCUUUUAAAUGUCUAUGUUGAAGUAGCACUUGACAUUUUCAUCACAGUAAAAAAAUGCUUCCCCUCAUACAUGGAAUCUAUGUUUUCCCUUAUGAAUGAUGCCCAUGUCAGUUAGAGGGUAAAAUAAAACCCAACUAUCAAAGACAACAAAAAAUAAAUGUUUUAUUUGUUUUUAAAAUAAUUUUAAAACCCCCAAACUAAAAUCUCAGUCUGGACAAAGUUAUAUUGUACCACCCCCAAACAAACAAACCAACCCCCAGGGUAGUAACACUUAAAAUACUGGAUCCAGUGGUAGUGUUUUCCCCAGAAGCAAAAUAAAACAGAGUAUGGAUAAUUUA
Molecule: messenger RNA, 2026 nt
Organism: Zonotrichia leucophrys gambelii
Lineage: Eukaryota; Metazoa; Chordata; Aves; Passeriformes; Passerellidae
Gene: PROZ
Product: protein Z, vitamin K dependent plasma glycoprotein
Exons: 8
Coding region: 69-1292 (407 amino acids)
Biological process (GO): blood coagulation; proteolysis
Cellular component (GO): extracellular region
Molecular function (GO): calcium ion binding; serine-type endopeptidase activity
Source: RefSeq, a predicted model, not a curated record